GUAACGCACGCGUCCGCUGCAACUUGCGUGUUGUGCCACGCGUGUCUAGACUGGCACGCGUUUAUUGUCCGUCUACUGGACUUGGGUCACCAUGGAGUGGCUUGGACACCCCCGCUCUUCAUGCGUUUGAGUGUUACCACGUUUCACUUCUGUCGGUGUUCCGACGUGUGCUCCAUCCGGUGACGUUAGGUGAAAGGCUUUGCCAAUAAACUGUGUGGAAUCGAACCUACCAUGUCGUACGGGCAGUUUGGCUACUCUUCGCCGCCACAGCUGAUGGUGAGCAGCGGGAGCGCGGGACACUCGCCAUCCCCUGGCACGGCGGCAUGCUGUGAGCCUACACGGCCCUUGCUGGGAGAAUCUCCAGGGGCAGCCACAGCGGUCAGCCCUGCAGCCACCCCGUCAUCGGGCCCCACCAUGUGCUCAUUGCCCGCAAGCUCUUACGACUCGAGGCUCUUGUCCACGUAUCCGCAGCUGGCCACUCCUCGCUUCUACAAUACAGGCUACGGCGACCAGGCAGGUGCUGCUGCCGCAGACUAUGCUAACCUCACCGUUGACUCCUCCGCAUUUUACCCUACUCUGAACCCUGCUUACACCAUGAAAGAAGCAACUGACCCAUGGAGAGGAAUCACCCAGCCGACGUCUUACUACUACGACCCCACGUUAGCAGCUUAUGGGUACGGCGGGUUAGACUUCAACGGUGCGCGACGAAAGAAUGUUACACGUGACUCGACAUCCACCCUGAAAGCGUGGCUGAACGAGCACCGCAAGAACCCGUACCCAACAAAGGGCGAGAAGAUAAUGCUGGCUAUCAUCACCAAGAUGACACUCACGCAGGUGUCAACGUGGUUCGCAAAUGCACGACGAAGAUUGAAAAAGGAAAACAAGAUGACCUGGGAACCAAGAAAUAAAGCGGAUGCGGAUGAUUCCGGAGCAGAGGACAAGAAGGAUGACGAGGAAUCUAUGGAUGAUCGGUUACCCACAACCCAAGACCACAUGCGACGAACAGAGCCCUCGAGGUCAUACUGCAGCCUAGCUGGACUUCAACAUUCUAGAGAUUCUUCAGAACGGACAACCCACAUAAUCACAGACGGUGAUCGUGGCAUGAGCCUCGCAGGAUCGCAAUCCUCUGGCCACAAUCUGGAACAGCAACGCCACAACUACGCCAACAGCAUGGCGCAGCUUCAUAGCUCAGGCACGGGUGGUAGCAACCACCACGCCAGCUCUCGGUCUCCACUUCUGGGAAGCAUCAUGCCACUCGCACCACCGUCAGUCCUCACGGGCUACACGCCCGCAGCAUCGUCGGACAGUCCGUCGCCCGACUUGCAAGGCCUCGAAUCUCUCAUGUCCAAGUCAUCGCCCCAUGGAGCGGACGAUUCACCCGACAGCUCCCACAGUAAACCCAAGAUCUGGUCUUUGGCUGAUACAGCUACGAGCAAGAGCCCACCACCGCCACUUGCCUGCCCUGGACAACCGUCAAGCAUGACUGUCAAGGAGAGUACACCGGGGAAUCAUGGUAGCAGUUUCGGGUGGUUUUCAAGUGGUUACCACAGAGGAGGAACGCCUACGAGUGGUCAUUUUACUGCCUACGGCAGCAAUGGGUUCAGUCCUGGCGCUCCUCAGACGGAUACUCCACCACAGACGCCACCGAACGCAAAGUCCAACCCAGCCAGCGCUACAUCGUCCCUGGCUUUACAUCUGGGGUCCACUAACUAUUUUCAGAGUCAAAGUUGCCCUUCGCAUGUUUACAUUGCAAGCGGAUCCAGCCAUCCACAGUUAGCAGUUGACAAGACGUCCUGCGCCAUCUACCGACCGGGAGGAGGCUACGCGGCUGCGUCAUCGGCACCCGCACCCCUGAUCGCUGGCAGCCCGUCUGCUGCGUCCUCCUCGUCCUCCUCAGAAGACGAUUUUCAGUCCGAGCACUUCGGCCCCGGGUCGCAGGGAAACGGCAUGCCCGAGUCGAUGGCCUAACUACGAGGCGUACAAGGACUCAGGUGGACCGAGCGAAAGCCGGCUCUUCGUUACUGCUGCUUGCCGAGGAAGACAGACGGCGGUCAUGAGUGUCGUGUUUUUGAGUGCGAGGUGUGAGUCGAGUGUGAGGUGUUUUUGAGUGCGAGCUUGCAUGUGUGGAUUGCCGCGGUGCUCGCCAGCGCGAUUGUCACUCUGGUCCCUCGCACAGUGCUCGAUAUGUGCGGUCGGUAAAAAUCGCGCGGUAACCCGAGACCAGCACGGUUACUCUUUCACGAGAAAUGAGGCUGCUACUGCUCUGUGACGGGACAGAGUUAGCCGCGGAGCACGUGAUGAUGGCUGUUGCUGUUGAGGGGUUAAUCCUGUAGCCAUGUCAACCUAGAUCACAGUCAUAUUUUAUUGUGUUGUAUGUAUAUUUAACUAUGACGUGUAUGGAGGCACAGGUGCCACGAAUCUCAAUGCAUCCGGAUUAAUUAUGUACAGGCACAAAGGGUUAUCAUACUUGCGUCACUUCAUGUUCUAGAAAGGCUUAGCCGUUACUCAUCUGGUCAUCGUUCCCGUAGAAGCGUGCUGGUUAAGUGCAAGUCCUCAGAAAGAAAGGGCACAAUGCUGGACAGUUCAUCUCAGCCGGGAAUUUGUCGUUCUGUUUGCAAAGCGCUUCUCAUUGUCUGCAAACUUCGUCUGUACUGACGCCUGUACUGGAGCAUGCAGUGCUAUUCUUAGAAUAAUGGAUACUCUGCAUAAAACUACACCGUCAGUCAGGCCCUAUACAGAUUUACACAUAAAAUAAAUCACACCAAUCUGUGAAGAUUAUGAUAAGGAAAAGAAACUGGCCCAUGCAUUUACACUGUGGCUGCAGGGCUUGGUGAAACAGAUCCACCAUAACUUCAAAAAGAAAAAAGAGCGCGCCCACACUUAAUCUCUAUGGCACGGUAUACCAUAUAAAAACGAUGAUUGCCACGACUCCCGAUAUGCUGCUUGCAUUUCCGAUCAAAUGUGUAGGAUAUACUUAAGCUAACGUGCACUCAAUCAUACCAGCAGAACACAGUCGACCGCGAUCGCAAGGGUUGCCUGAAGUGGCAAUAAUCGCGCGUGGUUUCUUGGAUUCAAGUUCAAUCAAAAGGAAAUGCCUAAAAACAAGUUGGCAUGGAACGGUGCACUUGCCCAAGCAGCACAAUGUGUAAUGAAAGUUCAAGCACAUAGGGGAGGCUGCCAGGUGUCUUAUCAGCGAUUAGCUCGCACACACAUGAUAUCCGUCCACCCCUACGUACUCGCACUUUCAAGUGCGCUCCUGGGCAAAAGUAGCUUGCAGUCUUUCAAGAUACAAAACAAAGAAACCACGAGUAAUGUGCAAGAAAUUCUCGGAGUUCGAGAGAGCGAUGUCUUCCUUGCAGAUAAGUUUGCAUGAUGUCCAACCUUUUCCAGCGCAACCAAAUGUCUGUAUUUCCAACAAUGGUUCAAGUAAUGACGAUCCCCUCACGUAUGUCUGUGCUACUCCCAACAGUCCCCUGCGUCAUUCUCUGUACAUAGGUGUUCAUUAUCAAAAAGGACGUGUACUGAAAAUGUGUCUCGUACGUGUUGCCAUGUCGGACAUCUGUAGAUACCGUUAUGUGGACUUGCAACGUCUGUAAAUACAUGAAAAUAAUAAAGCUGAUACUGGCGUUACAAAGGAA
This is a messenger RNA of Ornithodoros turicata, 3638 nucleotides long. Its product is annotated as iroquois-class homeodomain protein IRX-6-like. Gene Ontology annotation, cellular component: nucleus. The transcript is spliced from 7 exons. Gene Ontology annotation, molecular function: DNA-binding transcription factor activity, RNA polymerase II-specific; RNA polymerase II cis-regulatory region sequence-specific DNA binding. Gene Ontology annotation, biological process: cell development; neuron differentiation; regulation of transcription by RNA polymerase II. The record is from RefSeq and is a predicted model, not a curated record. Bases 232 to 1968 code for a protein of 578 amino acids. NCBI's taxonomy places the organism in Eukaryota, Metazoa, Arthropoda, Arachnida, Ixodida, Argasidae.